Messenger RNA from Monoraphidium neglectum, 534 nucleotides. Its product is annotated as tryptophan-rich sensory protein. NCBI's taxonomy places the organism in Eukaryota, Viridiplantae, Chlorophyta, Chlorophyceae, Sphaeropleales, Selenastraceae. Bases 1 to 534 code for a protein of 177 amino acids. The record is from RefSeq and is a predicted model, not a curated record. Gene Ontology annotation, cellular component: membrane. The transcript has 8 exons.
AUGAGCUUCGUCAAGGAUCUGGCGAAGCGCUUUCAGCCCGAGGGGCUGGAGAGCCUCCCAAAGGCCGAUCUGGGCCUCCUAGGCGCGGGCGUGGUGGUGUUUGGUGUGCAGCGGCUGGUGCCGACGUAUGACAACACUUACUACAAGGAGGUCCUGAAGAAGCCCAACUGGACGCCUCCCAACUGGGUGUUCCCCGCGGUAUGGAUCCCGCUUAAGCUGCUGCAGUCGGUGUCUCUGUGGCUGGUCAUCAAGAAGGCGCCCUCAAACCAGGCGCUCACGCUCCCCCUGCUGCUCUUCGGAACACACUUGGCCCUGGGCAACUACUGGAACUGGGUGUUCUUCGGCCAGCGGCAGCUCAAGCCCAGCCUCAAGGUCAUGGGCGCGUUCUGGCUGAGCAUCGCGGGGAGUAUCGCGGCUUUCAACCCCAUCUCGCCCCUGGCCAGCCUGCUGUUUGCCCCAACCCAGGUGUGGGUGACCAUCGCGGCCAAGCUCAACUACGACAUUGUGAAGCUCAACGAGAACAAGGUGGCGUGA